Aegilops tauschii subsp. strangulata is the source of this 3597-nucleotide messenger RNA. RefSeq lists its product as uncharacterized. The record is from RefSeq and is a predicted model, not a curated record. NCBI's taxonomy places the organism in Eukaryota, Viridiplantae, Streptophyta, Magnoliopsida, Poales, Poaceae.
AGUCGCGGUCGGGUCUCGGUAGGAAAUCCCCAAAUCUGGUGAUCCCCAGCCUCCUUCUGCUCAGCCAUGGCGGAGGAGACCGCGGCUGCUCCGCUGCGCCUCCUGUCCGUAGCUACCACCGCCCUCCUCCGCCGCGACCACCGGCGCCAUGUAUCUUCCUCGUCGCCCCUCUGCUCGUUCGGAGCUUCUGGUCGCCGACGGCAGUCGUCCUCCACGCGCGGCGCCUAGCUAGGCCGACCGCGAGCACACAGUUCAAGCGCCUCACAGAUGCGCCGCGGACUCCACCGGAGAGCCGGGGCGUCGUUGCCCGCAGACAGCUCCGCCAUGCCCGCCGCUCUGCCAUCAGGCGGUCUCAUACUCUUCAGUGCAGGUGUUCGCUUCCUUCAGAGUUGGGAGCUAUUGUGUUGCAGGAUCAAGCUCACAACAAUGGCUGGAGGGGUGUUGGGCUUAUGGAAUGACUGGGCGUCCCGGAUCUCGGUUCUCUUGAGCCUCUUCUUCCAGCUCUUACUCCAUAUAUUUGCUAACAUCCGUCGGCGUAAAGACGGCUCAUCUUGGCUGAGGGUCCCCCUCUGGGUGGCGUACCAGCUGUCUGACUCCACUGCGACAUACGCUGCCGGCCAGCUCCUCUUCAGCGGCGCAACAAAAGACCACCACCUCAUUGCCUUCUGGGUGCCGUUCCUCCUGUUGCACCUCGGCGGCCCGGAUAACAUCACCGCCUACGCCCUCGAGGAUAGCAAGCUCUGGGGGCGCCACUUGCUAAGCCUUGUGGUGCAGGUCCUGGCAGCUGCAAUUGUCCUAUCCAGGCAUAUCGUCGGCGGCGGGACCUUGCUCAUGGUGGCUGCCAUCUUGAUAUUCGUUGUCGGCACUGCAAAGUAUCUGGAGAGGACACGUGCUCUCUGGUCCGCCAAGUUCAGCAUCCUCCAGAGCUCUCUCAAGGUACGGGCACAUGACAUGCAUCACCAGCAAUUUUACACUGAGUAUCAAGACUGGUACAAUGAUGGCGAACUAGUCCUGCAGCAUGCUCACUGCCUGUUUCAUAUCUGCAAGCGUGGGAUAGUUGAUUGCGUGAUCGCGGUGGAUGACUCAGGUAGCCAGAAUGAGGGGGAUUAUCUGGAGAACACAAUAAUCCAGGGCCUCUUGGAAGACCGUGAACACAUGUGGAGGGUGAUGGAGGUGGAGCUCUCCCUCAUGUACGAUAUCCUGUACACCAAGGCAGGCGUGAUCCACUCUUGGUUUGGCUACUGCAUCCGUGUCAUCACGCCACCCGCUGUCGCCACCUCCCUCGUGUUGUUCCAGUUGAGCAGCAAAGAUGAUUACAGCCUAGUCGAUGUUGCCAUCACAUACAUCUUGUUGGGUGGCGCCUUGGUCCUGGAGACAAAGUCGCUCCUUGGUGCACUAGGCUCAAGCUGGGCGCUUACCUUCUUGUGUGCCACGCAAUGGGAUUGGCUCCGGCAUUCUGCUGUGUGCGCUGGAGGAUGGCGUCAGCUUCGGCGCGCAAUUUUUUCUCUCCGCCAGUCCUGGCCUGUCAAGGUGAUGAUGACAGGAAGCUCGCGGAGGUGGUCAGGCACCAUGGGGCAGCACAACAUGUUGUGGUCUCGUGCAAGACAGGUGGAUCCGAUGAGUCAACGCCUCGGCAAUCUGUGCAAAAUGCUGGGCCUCGGCAAGUGGUGGGACAAGAGGUACAUGUGGACCAUCGAUGUCUCUGAGAAGGUCAAGAAGCUUGCAUUGAAUGUCACAGGAAAUGAUAUGAACACAAUGGGCUUGCGCAGGACUAGAUGGGGUGAACGGGCACUGAAUGAGGACCGCUAUCCUGGGCUGUUGAAGGAUUUGGAGGAUUAUCAUGGAGUUGACUUCCAUGAGAGUGUCAUCAGCUGGCACAUCGCCACCGACUUGAUCCUUGCUAAAAUAGACCAAAGGGGCGAUCAUGUGUCUGACGACCAUGUGGAGCUAGUCAGCGUACUGUCCAACUACAUGAUGUUCCUCCUUGUGGACUCUCCCGACAUGCUACCAGGCCUUCCCCAAAACUGGUUGUACGAGCAAACCUGUACACAACUGGAUGAGAUAUGCACUAAACACAUCGCAGGCUCACCUGGUAACAGCUUCUGCACCAUGCUCAAGAACUUGUUCCGACCUCACCAUCACCGUGGCUGGAAACCUUCAGAGCUUGAGAAGGAGAUCGCCAUCGACAUACCGAGCAAGCUGAAACGCUCCAACUUCAUCAAUCCUCGGCUCACUUAUGCGGGUAUCAUUGCUAAGACACUACUUGAUAGGAAGGAAGAUGUGGUUUAUGCGCUGCUAUUGUUGUGGUUGAACUUCCUGGCCUAUGCAGCCAACCGGUGCAACAGGGAAGUGCAUGCAAGGAAGCUCGGCAGCGGCGUGAAAAUGCAUUUCAGCCAAUGCAGUAAACUUGGAAGCAGAUUUUUUGUAGAACAAUGCAGAGAGUACGGCUGCCUCCUGCUGUCCUGAAUCACCGGGCUGCCCGUCAUUGCUCUGCCAAACUCCGCCUGGAAUCUAGACUGGCCUUGAAAUGUGGCACUUGCCAAUGGCUCCUAGCAACAUCAGGUAUUUGCACUGGCAUCUAGAGCUUUCUUUAGCAGGGCAUCACUUAUGACUGUAGUGUGCUCUGUUCUUAUACGUCAGAAUUUUCAUGCACAUGUUUUUUUACUUGUCAAUUGCAUCACCAAAAAUGUUCUAAGCAGCAUGACUGGAAUCAAGAAUGCUAGAACCGUUGACACGAGGAUCCAUGGAUGCCUGAUGUUUGAAGAUCAUAUGAGCUAGGUGAACAGUAAAAUUCGGAAAAAUGAUAACAAAUUCAAAACAUUCUGAAAUGUUUUUGUGGCAAACUUUGACAAAUGUUCUCAAUGCUUGCAAACUUUCAUCAUAGAAUGACAUUCGUGGAAGUCGUGGCAAAAAAUAAUGCUCCAAAAAAUGUUAUUUUCAAAAGCAUUUUGGAGGGCUGAUUUUUUUUUUUGCCAUGACUUCCACAAAUGUCAUUCCAAGAUGAAAAUUUGCAAGUUAGUUUGCUACAAAAAAAAUCAGAAAAUUUUCAAUUGUUUUUAAAAUUUUCGGAUCUUACUGUUCACCAAAGCUCAUAUGAGCUCGAGUUGAGGACACUUUCGUCAGUGCACAGGCUGUAUGAGUAGCCUGUACAAAUUCAGCCUCACGUGUACAGCCAGGAUGGUGAAUUGGUGAUGGAUGCUGUGAAGCUUCUGAGUUGCAAACUUGCAGUAGAAUUAACAGAACCACUCGGAGGGGUCAACUCGGCUCGGUAUGUCAUGGCCAUGACCAAGGUUGUCAAGAGGUGCAACAGCUUGCGCGUCUUCUCCACCAGAUCAUGAUCGUCGAGUUUGCUGCCGCGGUAUAGUGGGAUGAAGAUAGCAUGCACGACCAUGUGGACAAGUAUGGCACCCAGCAAGGCUAUGACAUAGUCGAAGAUAAAGGCACAAGGCACUUGUUUUCUAACGUGCCAGUAGCAAUAUUUCUGUGAGUUCUCAGGCAACUGAACCUUUUCUGCAAUCCCAGUGGCUAUUUUUUUUUUGCGAGAAAACUUUGAAUCUAUUCAUCUUCUAUCAUAGCAGUACAACGAACACUAGAAAU